AUGAAUAAAUAUGGUAUGUUAUAUCAUAAAAUUCAUGGCAGGGCUCUCAACGGUGAAACCUUUAAAACCUGUCUUCAGGAGCUGAAAGCAAAAUGUAAUGAUAGUGGCAUUGAUACCCCUUUAUUUAUUAUGGAUAAUACCAGAAUUCACCACUAUUCGGGGCUAAUUGAAACAAUUUGUGAUCUGGGUUAG
This is a messenger RNA of Hepatospora eriocheir, 192 nucleotides long. Lineage: Eukaryota; Fungi; Microsporidia; Hepatosporidae. The record is from the annotation of a GenBank genome assembly.